Suillus subaureus is the source of this 328-nucleotide messenger RNA. RefSeq lists its product as uncharacterized. The transcript has 3 exons. Lineage: Eukaryota; Fungi; Basidiomycota; Agaricomycetes; Boletales; Suillaceae. The record is from RefSeq and is a predicted model, not a curated record. Bases 96 to 263 code for a protein of 55 amino acids.
UGAUAGAGAAUGAGAUAUUCAGACUUACAGUCUGGGCUAAUCCUAGCAAUGAAGCAAAAUGAGGCAGUGACCUUCACGGCUUGCUCGAGCGCAAUAUGCUUGAGUCAACUUGGCCUGGCAUAGUCCGAACAGUGUGGGAGGUAGACCCAGCCAUAGUAGUCUAUCUGACCAAACAUUUCAAAAGCCCAGCAGCUUAUGCUGAGGUGCAGAAUCUGGUUCAGUCUAAUGCUAGCCAGGUAGUUAAUACUCUAGAGGCUCUAUGAUUUUUGAUUGGGGAUUCCUUCUGAGGUGGACAGAGACGAGAGCUGAAGUACAUCAUCGUGUGGGU